AUGUCCUCUAUGGAAUCUGCCGCCAUCUCGCGCUACGAAGACGAGGUCUUCCCUCUUUCAUUUUCGAACACUGUUUUCGAGCCCCCAAUGCUGUCGCAUAGUCCAGACAGAUCAAGUUAUGCUGAUGAUUUCUCCCAAUCUUAUCAACAGGAAUUGCUAACUUCUUCGCUAUCGUACCCAAUUGUCAAUGAGUCAGAGUGCACAUACGCUAAAGAUAAGACCAGUAACAAGAUAAUAACUAGUGCCGAAGAUGAUUUUAUUUUUGAUAUGGAAUUUAGCGGUAACGCCGCCAGCACAGUGGCUGGCGCUACUAAGGAAUCUGCCAUUGCUUCGAACUAUGCGUCCGCAAACAGCGAUGCCUUUGCCAAUGUGGCACAACAGAACUAUAGACUGUGGUUGUCGUCAGUAUGA
Messenger RNA from Saccharomyces mikatae IFO 1815, 411 nucleotides. RefSeq names its product Atg41p (gene ATG41). The transcript has a single exon. The coding region runs from base 1 to 411 and encodes 136 amino acids. The record is from RefSeq and is a predicted model, not a curated record. Lineage: Eukaryota; Fungi; Ascomycota; Saccharomycetes; Saccharomycetales; Saccharomycetaceae.